CGUUUGGCGAGUGGGGAGGGGAUGCACCUUAAGAGAGGGUAAAAGAACGGAGCGAGUCGGGGUCUUCAACUGGCUGGACCGGACUGGUUGGCUGGGCGGAGGCUGGGCUUGCUUGGACCCGGGGCCGCUAGGUAGGAGCCAGGGUUAUGGCUCUUCCCCGGGAGCUUGGGGUCAGCCCCCUGCUCAAGUACCUGCUCUUCUUUUUCAACCUGCUUUUCUGGGUGAUUUCCGUGGUGUUGGUGGCUGUUGGGAUCUAUGCCCGGCUGUUCAAGCAUGGAGAAGCCGCCGUGGCUUGUUUUCCUAUGGAUCCGGCCGUCUUGCUCCUGGUCACUGGCGCCCUGAUGUUCUUCAUCACUUUCUGUGGCUGCGUUGGCUCCUUGCGGGAAAACAUCUGUCUGCUGCAGAUGUUCUCCUUCUGCUUGUCCCUCCUUUUCCUGCUGCAGCUGGCUGCGGGCAUUCUCGGAUUCGUUUUUUCUGACAAGGUGCAAGAGACGAUGAGUGACGUCGUCAACAAGGCCAUUGUGCACUACCGAGAUGACUUGGAUCUCCAGAACCUGAUCGAUUUUGGUCAGAAGGAGUUCAGCUGCUGCGGAGGCAUCUCCUACAAGGACUGGUCCCAAAACAUGUACUUCAAUUGCACAUACGAAAAUCCCGGCUGGGAAUUUUGUUCGGUGCCUUAUUCCUGUUGCCGGAAUCCGGAAGACGAGUUGGUCAUCAACACCCUGUGUGGUCAAGGGAUGCAGAGCCUCAGCGACCCCUUAGCCAGCACAGUCAUCCACACCAACGGCUGCAUCCAGAGGAUGGUGGACUGGAUGCAUAGCAACUUCCUGCUGAUCGGGGCAGUGGCCCUGGGCCUCACCCUCCCUCAGUUGAUUGGCAUCCUGUUGUCCCAGGUCCUGGUCAGUCAGAUCAAAAACCAGAUCAAGUUCCUGAGCUACAACCAGCGACAUCGGACCGAUUACUGGUAGCCAAGGCCAGGCCUCAGAAGGACUCCAACAGCCCCUUGGCUGAGGAGCAGAAGAUGUCCAAGCACUUCCUGCUUGGAGGUCUUCAGGAAAUGGAGAGAUCUCCGUUCCAGCUGAACUUCCAGGAACUUCAGAGGUGGACACCACCUUCUCCCUUUCUCCUGAAUUUAGGAAGAAGACUCUCCCCCCCCCCCCCCCAA
Molecule: messenger RNA, 1165 nt
Organism: Thamnophis elegans (Western terrestrial garter snake)
Lineage: Eukaryota; Metazoa; Chordata; Lepidosauria; Squamata; Natricidae
Gene: TSPAN33
Product: tetraspanin 33
Exons: 8
Coding region: 147-968 (273 amino acids)
Cellular component (GO): membrane
Source: RefSeq, a predicted model, not a curated record